UGUUGUUGAAAUUUCCUUUUCUUUACAGGGAAUGGUUGGAAGUUGUAGUUCAAGGCCGUGCCAAGCGCACAAAAUGUGCCAUCAAUCGGGUAAAAGUUCAUACGUGUGUGAAGAUAUAAGUUUAUUAACUUGUAAUAUUGAUCAGCAAAUUGAAAAUGGUAAAAUACUGACUAAUGCGCCGGACGAAAACAAGUUCCUUGAUAAAGCAAUGUUUCAGUGUGACAAUGGAUAUAUUGCAAGUCAACAUGAGGUGAAAUGUAAAGCUUCGGGUGAAUGGCAGGCUGCAACGUGUACGGAAAUGGAAAGAUUAAGUGACUGCAAAGAAAUUCUCGAUAAGUACCCUACAGCAAGGAAUGGGCUGUAUGAGAUAGAACUGUGGAAAUCAGGACAGAUUUUGACUGUAAACUGUGACAUGGAAACUGCAGAUGGUGGCUGGACGGUAACUAUGACGACAAGUUUAUAUAUAUCAAUAUGA
Messenger RNA from Ruditapes philippinarum (Manila clam), 475 nucleotides. RefSeq lists its product as uncharacterized. Lineage: Eukaryota; Metazoa; Mollusca; Bivalvia; Venerida; Veneridae. The coding region runs from base 32 to 475 and encodes 147 amino acids. The record is from RefSeq and is a predicted model, not a curated record. The transcript is spliced from 3 exons.